AUGUCCUCGACGCCGAGCAUUCGCGUAUAUGAUUCCCACCGCUAUCCGCUACCACACCAUACCCGAGCCUCGAUAGGAAGCCCGGCUGUAGCAAUGGCUAUACCGAGAGCUCGCGAUCAAGUCCCGCCACCCUUGCCUCCACCACGUCACAUCGAAGACCUUAGGACUGGCCAAGACCCUGGUUGGCAAUGGGGUAACACAAAUAGUCCAAGGGACACAGGUUUUGGCGGAAAUCGGCUCGCGACAGUUAAAGCUGGCUCGAGCUUAUACGGUGGAGCCCCAAGCAACUACCCACGGGAGCCCGCGGGCAACUACAUUCUUUCUCGCAACCGAGAACCUUCCAUCUCCAGGUCACUCGAAGACAUGAGCUCCGAACACAGCGGUCACAGCGAUGAAGAACGCAACGCCAACUCUCGCCCAUCGCUUGCAAGCCACCGCUUCACAAGUGAAAGACAGUUGGGGCAAAAGGCCCUACAAAACUCAUCGCAGGCCUAUGAUAAGCAAUUGCUCUCCAAGAUUGGUGGCCCAAGUACACCCACAAGAACCACUGCACCUCCACUAUCCUCUGGUAACACCCAAGAUGCCGUCAAUGACCCGCACACUUCGAUACACAAACCCAAUGGUCAAUUGAAGCCGUUGACUGUACCUGCCCUCUCGCCAGGCUACACGGGCUUUCGUAGCCCCAUAUUCGACCCAACAGAGCCGUCCAGGGCACGCUACGGCAGCAUCUCGACUCCAGGACCAUUGGACGACACCUCUUCCACACACCGUGGUAGCUAUGAUCACAGCAUGUUUUCAGAUCCCGAGUUCAGCAUGGAGGAAAACGGCAUGCGCGACUUGAACAUCAAUGAGCGCAGCCCUGCCGAGUCAGAAGAGUACCAACUGGGCCCAAAGGGCGGCCUGAAACGGCGCGCCUCGUCGCCUCCCUCUGAAGCUGCGCGCGACGAUCGUCCGACAACAAGCGGCCACAACGAUCUAUAUCACCGUCGUUCAGCGCAAAUGCUCGUCAACCGGAACUGCAAUGCAUCGCGGUUCCAUUCAAACCCAAGUUCCUUGUCUUCAACCGGAUCUGCAAGUCAACGUAGCGGCUCGAUUGCGUCUUCGUUUGGCUUCUCCACAGCCCCAAGUAGUAUAACAAGCUACGGCGGAGAUCAGCGCUUGUCACCCAAUGCGUUGUCACCGUUAGGGGAGACGGAACUGGGCCCCGUGUCGCCUUAUGCAGCUAACAGGUCGUUGGAUCCCAGCCCCCGCGGGUCCCUGUCACGACCUCCGCAUCAGCGAGGCUUUUCGGAGACCGAGCAUCCACAAAUCCGAAAAAUGUCAACAGAAAGCAUGCUACAAUCGCGACAGAAUUCAAUCGCAAACCGCCUGCCAGGUGCUUACAUUUGCGAGUGUUGCCCCAAGAAACCUAAAAAAUUCGACAGUGAAGAGGAGCUCCGAUUGCACGAGCUGGAGAAGCAGUAUAUCUGCCAGUAUUGUCCUAAUCGUUUCAAGAACAAGAACGAAGCUGAGCGCCACCAAAACUCUCUCCACCUACGGCGACACUCGUGGUCAUGCGCAACACUUGCCGGCGUUCAUGCAGCUUUCCACCCCUCGGCUACUCGCCCGGCUGCCGCAGACGUCUGUGGGUAUUGCGGUGAAGAAUUCCCUAACCCUGCGGAUUGGGAGGCUCGAGCAGAGCACUUGAACCACGUGCACAAGUUCGGCGAAUGCAAUCAAGCCAAGAAGUUCUUCCGUGCAGACCAUUUCCGACAGCACCUGAAGCACAGCCAUGCAGGGACCAGUGGAAAGUGGACUAACAUGUUGGAAAACGCCUGCAUGAGAGACGAGCCGCCGCCUCAAGAGCGCGUCGGCUCGAUUGCCUCGAUAUCCGGCCCUUCGAGCCUUACAACCAAGCCCGGCGUCAUCAGCGAAGCACAUGACGAAUCUUGA
Messenger RNA from Bipolaris zeicola 26-R-13, 1932 nucleotides. RefSeq lists its product as uncharacterized. Lineage: Eukaryota; Fungi; Ascomycota; Dothideomycetes; Pleosporales; Pleosporaceae. The record is from RefSeq and is a predicted model, not a curated record. The transcript has 3 exons. Bases 1 to 1932 code for a protein of 643 amino acids.